AUGCAUCGCGCAGCAGUAAGGGCUUUGCGGACAACCUAUCGAUGUACGGCUCGUAGCUUCGCACGCAACACCCGACGGGGCCUCUUCGAACAUAACCUCUCCACCACCCCCUCGUCCUUCGCGACCCGCCACGGCCUGCGAUACUCAUCUUCCUCCUCUUCCUCCUCCUCCUCUACGAACCAGCCUCACCACAAACCCGAGCAUGCUGUCCAGCCGCUAAAGUCCUCCAUGUACAUCCGCCGCUUCUCCGUUGCUCUCGUGUCCACACUCGUCGGCUACGGCGCCUGGUACUCGUACAACGGCCCCAGUAUCGACAAGUCCCAGAGCUUGACGAGGAGCUUCACCACUGGCGCAACCGCCGGCGGCGAUGCUGCCCCGACCCGCGCUGUUCUCGUUGUAGGCGCUGAUCAGCUGCACACCGGAACCUUUGUCGGAGAGGGUCCCAUCUCCAAAACCACCAGCGACGACGGCCGCAAGGUCAUUGAGAUGUUGACCCCCGAGCAGGCUACUCAGAAGUUGCGCAAGACGGAGCAGUCCUUCCUCGUCAACAGAGGCCAGGGUGUUCUGCGCUACGACCUUGUCCAGCUUCCUAGCAACGACCCUAUCGAGGAUGACCAUGCCGAGAAGAUUGUCGAAGUGCCUAACAAGGCCGCCGGCGUCACGGGCAACAGCAGCGACUGGAUGUUCUGGGGUGUAUUUGACGGCCAUGCUGGCUGGACCACCUCGGCGAAGCUGCGCCAGACUCUGAUCGCCUCUGUUGCCAAGGAGCUCAACAACACCUACCAAUCUUCCGCUGACCUGUCGCCGGCAGCUGAUGCCAUUGAUGCUGCCAUCAAGUCCGGCUUCACCCGUCUCGACGAUGAGAUUGUCAAUCAGAGCGUCGAGAGGGUCCUCAAGGCCGGCUCCAAGACCAUGGCCGCGGAACUUCUUGCCCCCGCUCUGUCCGGCUCCUGCGCCCUCCUGUCCUUCUACGACAGCAGAUCGAAGCUUCUGCGGGUUGCUUGCACUGGCGACUCGCGCGCUGUCCUCGGCCGUCGAUCCGCGUCGGGCAAAUGGACCGCUACCGCUCUGUCGGUAGACCAGACGGGCGGUAACCCAGACGAGGCCGCCCGCUUGCGCAAGCUCCACCCUGGUGAGGACCGAGUCGUGCACAACGGCCGAGUCCUUGGCGGUUUGGAACCAACCCGCGCCUUCGGCGACGCGAGCUACAAGUGGAGCCGUGAGAUCACUAACAGACUCCGGGAAUCCUUCUUUGCCCGCUCCGCCUCUCCCCUCCUCAAGACGCCCCCGUACGUCACGGCCGAGCCCGUCGUUACGACGACCAAGAUCGAGCCCGAGAACGGAGACUUUGUGGUCAUGGCCACCGAUGGCUUGUGGGAGAUGUUGACCAAUGAGGAGGUCGUAGGUCUUGUCGGCAAGUGGAUCGAGAGCCAGGCCAGCGGCUCCUCGCAGUUCGACUCGACCUGGUCUAAGCUCUUCGGAUCUAAGCAGUCCACCUUGCCCGUCGAGCAGGCGAGCGACAAGAGCAUCGACGGCCAAAAGACGCCCAUUCGUCUGCAGCAGUGGGGCAUCUCACCCGACGCUCCGGAGCGGUUCGUCGUCAAGGAUAAAAAUGUGGCUACGCAUCUAGUCCGCAACGCCCUCGGUGGCAAGAACGAGGAGCAAGUCUCCGCUCUGCUGACUCUGCCGUCCCCAUUCUCCAGACGUUACAGGGACGACUUGACCGUGCAGGUCAUCUUUUUUGGGAACGGCGAAAAGACAGGCGAGGUUAACCUCAACGAGGAGGCAACGGCUGCGUCGAAGCAACAGCCCGCCAAGGCGAAGCUUUAG
Messenger RNA from Colletotrichum higginsianum IMI 349063, 1830 nucleotides. Its product is annotated as Protein phosphatase 2C. Gene Ontology annotation, molecular function: protein serine/threonine phosphatase activity. The transcript has 3 exons. Gene Ontology annotation, biological process: protein dephosphorylation. The record is from RefSeq and is a predicted model, not a curated record. Lineage: Eukaryota; Fungi; Ascomycota; Sordariomycetes; Glomerellales; Glomerellaceae. The coding region runs from base 1 to 1830 and encodes 609 amino acids.